CGAGAAACACGACAGACAGCCCCCCGUCUGCACCGAAAUGUGUCCGAGUUUUGCUUCAGUGCCGCCGAAGUGUCCUCUUACAGGAGUCCGUGCUAGCUAGUUUUGGCGUCGACGUUCCCGUUAGUGGACGCUGCUUGUUAGCGACAGCACGGAUUCGCCACGUUGUUUAAGUGGAAGUUAAGUCACGCGAGUGUGUUAUUAAGUCACUGAAAACUGUAGUUCAUGAUUGCAGCAUACAGUGUAGAGCUUCAACUGUGAAUCAGAGUUUCCAGAGAUCCAAAGAAGAGAAAAGGUGUCUGAUCCUGUAGUCUCCACCAUCAGUUAGUAUCAACAUUUGGAACCAUGUGGAAUCCAGCGAAUGGCAAUGACCAGUUGGGACAAGUGACUGCCAGGAUGGAGACCACACCGUCUAUGGGUAGUGCGAGCAUCUCCAUCUCCCAGCAGCAGGCACCCAAGAAAUUUGCUCCUGUGGUUGCACCCAAGCCUAAGUUCAACCCUUACAAACAGCUGGGGGAUGCCACCCAUUCUGACCCUGCAGCGGACUACCCUCCCCCUCCACCACCUGCUGAAGACUCAGCCGGUUUCCCAUCUUCCCCUGGUUCCUUCCCUCCUCCACCGCCGGUGAACUCGUACGAUUAUCAGAUGAAAGGACCAGAGAAAACCCUGGAAGAGAGACGCUCCAGCCUGGAUGCAGAGAUCGACUCCCUCACCAGCAUCUUGGCAGACUUGGAGAGCAGCUCGCCUUACAAGCCACGAACCACACAAAAUUCUGGAUCUUCGGCAGGCUCCACCCCCAACGCUCCAGUGACUGGUUACAAGCGUAUGGUCAUUCCAACUCAGCCACCUCUGACUGCCACUAAGAAGUCUAUGCCCAAACCUCAGGGCCCCGGGGGAGUCUCAUCUAUCCCGCCUUCUUCUGUCAGCCCGGUGGCCAAGCCUCAAAGCCACAUGGCUCCUCAGCCUGUUCCAGCCUCCUACGCUACAGCAUCGACCCCAAGUCAGCCCACCUUCAAUGUCCAGGUGAGGUCGGCCCAGCCCGGCCCCCAGCAUCAAGCCCCAGGUGGGCACCACUUUGGCCAGCAGCCCAUUCGCAGCCCAGCACAGGUGCAGUACAUGCCUGCCCAGCCCAAAGGUCCUGACUUUGCUUACGGACCGCCGCAGCCUGGUUUCUCUCCAAUGACACAGGGUGGAUACCAAGACCAGCACCAUCCAGGAGGACCCCAAAUAGGUGGGAUGAGUUCCAGAAGACCUGAGCCUGUCCCGGCUCAAGCAUACCAGCCCCCAGGCCCCAAGAAAACCUACAUCACAGAUGUGCCACCAAGCUUGGCCCCUUACAGUUCUGGACCUGUUGUUCCACCGAAGGGCAGUGCUCCCGUGGCUCACCCUGAAGAUGAGCUGGAACGCCUGACCAAGAAGAUGCUGUUUGACAUGGACAACCCUCCAUCUGAGGAGUAUUUUGGACGCUGUGCCAGCUGUGGAGAGAACGUCGUGGGUGAAGGCACCGGCUGCACCGCCAUGGACCAGGUCUUCCAUGUCGACUGCUUCGUCUGCAUGACCUGCAGCACCAAGCUGCGGGGCAAGCCCUUCUACGCUGUGGAGAAGAAGGCGUAUUGCGAGCCGUGCUAUAUCAACACCCUGGAGACCUGCACCAUCUGCAGCAAGCCCAUCAUGGAGCGCAUCCUGCGGGCCACGGGAAAAGCCUACCAUCCUCACUGCUUCACCUGCGUGGUUUGUCACCGCAGCCUGGACGGCAUCCCGUUCACUGUGGACGCUUCCAACCACAUCCACUGCAUCGAGGACUUCCACAAGAAGUUUGCUCCCCGCUGCUGUGUUUGCUCUGAGCCCAUCAUGCCGGCACCUGGUCAGGAAGAAACUGUUCGUAUUGUGGCUCUGGACCGUGACUUCCACGUGCAGUGUUACCGCUGCGAGGACUGUGGCUCUCUGCUCUCAGAGGGGGAUAACCAGGGCUGCUACCCGCUGGACGGACACGUCCUCUGCAAAAACUGUAACACCAGCCGCAUCCAGGCCCUCACCGCCAAGGCCACCACGGACCUCUGAACAGCCGCUCACCUCCACUGUGAUAACCCAGUGCUCGCUCUGUCUCUCUCUGUCUUCCUCUGCAAACAUACCCAACCACAGACGCCUGCAUUCCUCUGCAUAAACAUAUGUAUCCCCCUAUAUACACUAUAUAAAUAUAUAUAUAUAUAUAUAUAUAUCCACCUUCAGUUACAAGAAGUAGCCUCACAUCCACCUGCAUUCGUGUAACUAUCGACUCGGUACAGUCACUGCAGACGAAGCUGCGUGUUAUUUAACUGUAUGUUUAUAAAAGGAAUAGUUCAACAUUUCGGCAAGUUACAUCCUUUCUGGCAAGAAGGGAACUCUCUUGUCUGUACGCUACAAAAAAAGGUAACAAAAUCUGUCUUCGAGCACCUCUAAAGCUCACUGAAACUGGGAUUACAUAUUCACUUAUAUAUUACAUCUUUUUAUUGUAAACAUGCCAAUGUAACUAGCUCACUCUCAGCCACAAAGCAUUGAAGCAUAUUUCCUGAAAUGUUGAACUGUGCUUUAAAUAAUCACUCCAAAUCCAUCAUAAAACAAUAUACAUAAUAUCUUUAGUUAUCAUCACUGUGUGUGUUUCAGCCAUCCAUGCAUCCACCCACAUGUUCCUCGCUGACCUAAAAUGUCCACUAGAACAUGCAAAAAUGUUUGGCACCUCUCCUCUGCAGGUGAAAUCAUGGUUGGAUGUGUGUGGCUUUGAGAAAACCCAUGUGUUGUCUCUAACAUGCCUUUUAUUCCGUAGUGCAGAUCCACAUACAGUGCAGUGCACAAACGGGGAUAAAAUUACACACCAAACGCCAUGAUUGCAAAACAGUUCUGCAUAACUGAACACCAAAGAAUUGAAUUUAAACUGCCAUAUUUCCUGUGCACUUACUUUACAUGCAACUAUAUGAAAACAUUAUUUACAGUGUACUGAUUGGAACUGCAGGAACUACAAACAGUAAUUCCUGCUGUCAAGAACAAAACAGGCAGCUGCUGGAUGAAAUUCCCUUUUUAGAACACAUUAUUUUCUUCAUGUUUUCCAGUUGAAUUUUCUUUAAUGUAUACGGUAGGUUAUUUUCCGUUGGCCUCACCAGUACAAUCAUGUGAGUCUGUUCAUGUAAACACGGCCUUAUAUUUGAAUUUAAUUAUAUAUUUUUUCAACAGAUGAGUAUGUAACUUGCCCCAUCCAUCGCGCCGUAGAUUAGAUCAGUGCUUGUACUGUAAGUAGUCUGGCGGAGAUAAGGAAUAUUACACGGCUAUGCAAUUUUUAAUGCUAAUUGCAUCGACACUUUAUAAGAAAUUUUAUGAAUAAGGAAAUAUUUUACGUGUACAGAUGCAAGAAUAAGUGUCCUUAUAGUAACCCUUUAAUCAAAAGUAUGCUGUACUGUGUGACUUUGUGUGUCCCUGUGCUGUCUGUCAGUAUUGAUUGUGCCAUUGACACUCAUCUUUUAUAUUUAGUGUUUGUUUAAAGUUGAUGGGUGAAGAAGGGACCAUGAGAGUUUCCCAAAAAAUUAUUUUAUUAAGUCUGAGAGUUGUGGACCAGUAGUGGAAUAAUUUAAUCUGAUCAUUCAAUAUAAUUACUGCAGCAGUACGAGUAGUGCAACUUUCAACGGCGAGUUAAAGGCACCCUGUGGAGUUUUUCACCGCUAGUGGCUCUAUGGAGCAGUUGUUUCUGUGCCUUCAUUUUGUUUUACACUGGCCCACAUGCAGAGGUGGAGCCAGUGAUGUCACCAGGUGAGGAGAAGAUCCUCCCUGGAAUUUGACUGGCCACCUACUAGUUCACCUACGACACCUAGAGUAGGAGGGUGUUAGGUUUACUUACAGUAUGAGAACAUCUGAAUGAUGUAAAAUUACCUCGAUGUAACAUCAAGAAGAUGCGAAAUGAUGACAGACAUAAAAUAACAAUAAAAUGACAAAAAAACAAACUAAAAAGGAUGAAAAACAAAGGGACAAAAACUACAAAGAGAUAUACAAUGACUACAAGAUGACACAAAAGAACUACAAAGACCCACAGAAUGACUACAAAGAAAUGCAAAAUGAUGACAAAAUGAAACAAAACAACAAAGACGUGCACGGCUUGAGAUUCAUGCAAAAUGAUUACAAAAAGAUACAAAAUGGCUGCAACACAUGAAACGACCACAAACUGUUGCAAACAAAAUAUGUAAGGACAUAAAAGAACUAAAUAUAACAAAAAAAUGCAAACAGAAAAAUGUCAAAGUGAUACAAAAUGCCUAGAAAUACAUACAAAACUGUAAUGACAGAAAACGACUACAAAGAGAUUGAAGAUGUCGUGGGGUAACGACAGGCGACAAUGAAGAAAUUCAACAUGUUAAAGGAGAUAUUUAACAAUUGCACAGAAUUACAGGGAUCUGCAAAGAGAUGUAAAACAGACUGAAAGUGGUGUCAAAGAACUACAAAGAGACAAAACGACAAACUCACUAUAGAGUGAUGCAAAACAACCAAACUGACUCACAGAACGACUCCAAACCAAGUAUGUGGGCGACAUGAUGCACGUUUUUUUUGCUGUUUUGCACUACUGCGAUGAUCGACAGUUUGUGGCAUUAGCAUGCAGCACGGUGUAGCACAAUCUACAGGCUAAAAAAUAAGGACCUGAAAAUUCUAUGAUUUAUUUUGAAAAGAAAUUGCAUUUUAGGUGAAAACACCAAAACACAGUGUUAAUUUGUUUCCAAGAAAACUCCACAGGAUACCUUUAAACAACAAAGACAACGUGGUUAAUAAGUAUUAAGUUGUAUUUGAUUGAUAGUUUAUUAGCCGGAUUAGUUUACAUCCAGCCACUUAAUACAACAGAGUAUUUCCCAACCUGCCUCAUAGAUGUCUUGUGUAUGUGAAUGGUUAUAUUAUGAACAAAGCAAAUAAUUAUGAUUUUAGAGAAUUCUUUUUUCUUCUCUUUACUGUUUUCCUCAAACAUGAAAUAAUGGUGUUUAAUGCCAAGUGAAAUGCAAACAAAAAUCUCUAAAUGCUGUAUCUGUUGUCAUCAGGACGUUCUAUCACAGCAGAUCACGUUUCGCUGUUUUAACCCAGGUAAGACUUUGUAAACAACUGUGCUAAUAAUGCUAGUGGUAAGUUAACACUAAAUGGUAAGUUGACAUCUAUCAAAACUUAGCCAGGACACAUUUUCUACAUAAAAACUGACUAAAGUUACUAUUCGAAAUGUAAAGGAGUACUUAAAGGUGAAGAGGUGACUCGCUGGCUGGACAGUUUGUAUUUGGUAGCAGACAGAACCAGCGUUUACUCACUUCCAUGCCUGAAGCAGGGACGGAGCGAAGGCUGGUUCUCCAAAAGGUUAGACAACCUAAACUUCAUGUCCUCAGGAAGUUUUCCAUCAAUAUUUGGAGCCGCAUCCUUGUAGACGACCAGUUCAUCGGUCACAUACAGAAACCCAAAAGACAGCAAGACUUGUACAGUUUAGUGAGAUCCGAGUCCACCACUUGAAAUGCAAAUUUGUUAUGUGGCUUGAAGAUAUUUUAAAAUGUCUCAGUAGUGUCACAAAACUCUUUUUCCAGCUAUUCAGAGACAUUAUUUACAGUCAUUUUCAUGCAUCCUUCAUUGUAAAUCGCAGUUCAUUUUGAAGAUGAUGAGCUAAAGCUUUGGAACAAAGACAUUCAAAUUUUCUCUUUAGCCAGAGAAGAUGUUUGUUUUUAUUUUAUCUCUACUGCUUUGAAAACAGCCACACAGUAUAUCACACUGGCUGCAUUAUGUGCAAGAGCAGAUCCAUCGUUUUGCCCAUUUGACACUUGACUCAGUCAUCUGAUUACUGCUGGCUGAGACUCUCCAUCUAUCAUUGUCACGUAUGUUGCUGUGCACAUGGAUGUUGCUGGGGAACCAGUUGGAAUCUCACUUUAUCUCUGUGUUAAAGAACAAUACAGACCCUUCAGACCUGCUUAGAUAAUCUGACAGCGGAGUUGAAGUUGCACCAACAAAUUCACAUCAGGUGAUGAAAACACGGUUUUUCAACGUGAUCUAACAGGCAGAAGUUUAAAAAAAAACUACAGUUAUUAUCAUUAUUAAUGCUCUAAAUGCAGCUGUAGUUUACAGGCUGUGUAGCAGGACAGUUGAUGGCUUUACUUUAAUUUCUCCAACAGCCUGAAAGCGUUUUUUCAGGACUUAGCGCACAGCUGAAUCAUCCUCGUCCUCUGUUCAACUACAUUACUGACACUGUGGGUAGUAUACAGAAAACUAGCCAUAUCAACAUCAAAAUAUAUUCCACAAUAUUGCACAAAGCAUACUUUCCACAUACUGUAUUCAAUACAAAAGUCUGGAAGAUGUUUGUAAUUAAACAUUAACUUCUUUCAUGUGAGGAAUAAUAUACCGGUAGUCCAUGGUUGUCUGAUGAGCUAUGGCAAUAUUAUUUGACAGUGAAAUGAGCUGUUCUUAUAGUUUGGUAUGGUAAAAAUGUAUGCAGUUGAUUAAAAGUUGAACAACAUUGUGUCAAAUCUAAGCAAUUUUUAACAGCACACAAGUUGCGAGAAUUAAAAGCUGCACCAAUCAAUAUUUGUAUAUUGACGAUGGAUUAAAUAACUGCAAAGCGAAAGGUGCUAUUCACUGUUGUACAAAAACAUAGACUGCAUAAAAAGAUGGACGUAGCAAUGUGACGUCACUAACUGGUUUGUGGACGUCAUUCUGAAGCCUCGAGUUUAGAAUUUCUCCGUCUUUGUUUUUUGAAACCAGACAGGACCAACCAUGUACCCUGAUUCGUUCGUGACUUGUCGAUCAAAAGGUAGCCACGCCCUAAAACAUUCCCUGUUUUAUUUCUAUUUUCCUCUAAAUAUUUUACUAAAUUAACAUCAUGCUGUAUUGAACGAGACUUGAAAUUAGCAAUUGAGACCAUAGACCCAUUAGUAAAAUGUUUACUGAGGUAACUAAUCAAGUGAGAAUUAGGGUCAUUUUCUCACACACUUCUAUAUAAUCACUUCUUGCAUCCAGAAGUCGCCCCCUGCUGGUUGUUUAAGGCACUUUACAGACCUGGAGGCUACGUCCAUCUUUAACAUCCAGCUAUAAUAAGCAGCAGUUUUCAGUGAAAUAGUUGUGAUGAAUCUAUGCUAUUCUCUGACCUGCCUCACAGACAAAGUUAGCAGCUAGCCGAUGAUCACUGUGUAACAUUUAGCUGCUGAUACUUCAUUUAGGAAACCAAAACACAACAUCAAAUAAACGCUAAUGUAGCUCCAUAACUGCGGGUUGGCUGUUUGCUACCAUGUUAGUCGUAUCUCUGUCAAAAUAAGAGUUGGGGGUUAUAGUUUGUUAGUAUUUAACUACAAUUUAAUGUAAAAGAUAGCCGGUGAAGUUAGAGAAAAGCUAAAAUGCUUUAAAAUAAGAGCUACAAGCUGCUCACCAAGCAGGAAACAAAUGAUUUUAUUAGUGAUGAAUGACUUAGCUGGUUUUAAAAAUAACAUUUAGUGUUACUGCAUUUUAUUAUUGGCUUAUUAGCACAUGUUUUGUACAAAGCGUACCCUGGUCUGGUCCAUGUGCACAGAGUUAAAUCUCUGCUGUGGGCUGUUGUUGAUGUGCCAAAGCUGUAUUAAACUCUCCUGUUGAGGGUUUUCCUGCACCGUCUCUGGACACAUCACACAUCUUCAUGGGAGCUCAUAUGAAUAUACAGCAUGAAUCCUCCAACAAAGCUUGACGCUACAAGUAUAAACUAGACCGUUUAAUGAUUUUUUUUUAAAAAAUUUGUUCUGUGUAUUUAUGUUGUCUACUGUCUUUGUUCUGCCCUUGUUUGCGAAAGUGCCUUUGGCUGAGCAGUAUUGAAUCACUAUACUGUUGCUGUGUAUUUCAUAUUUCUCCAUGCCUCAAAGAUUUUGCCUUGUUUCCUUGUUUUGUUUUUUACCAAAGUAAAUAAAGAGGAUCCCUUUUGUUUGGACCAACUCUGAAUGCACACAGUAGAUGUUUCCACCAGGUGUGGUGCUUUAGGCUGCAGCAGCUGUGUUUUAAGUGGUGUUGAGUGUGAAACUCACCUUAAAGAGCCUGAUCUGCUGUUGUUAAAGUAACGCAUCUGUUCUUGAUCUUUGGAAGGGGCACGAUGUAGUCUUGUUUUUAUUCUUUCCUCAAUAAAAGCUUUGCAAUAGC
Molecule: messenger RNA, 8124 nt
Organism: Amphiprion ocellaris (clown anemonefish)
Lineage: Eukaryota; Metazoa; Chordata; Actinopteri; Pomacentridae
Gene: lpp
Product: LIM domain containing preferred translocation partner in lipoma
Exons: 12
Coding region: 343-2058 (571 amino acids)
Biological process (GO): cell-cell adhesion
Cellular component (GO): focal adhesion; stress fiber
Source: RefSeq, a predicted model, not a curated record